AUGAAUCGCUCAUGGCGACGUUCCCAGAUGGAGAACAGAAAGAGAGGAAGAGAUGGACCCAAACAUCACCGCUGUCAACACUGUGACAAAUCCUUCACAACAUCUGGAUAUUUGAAGAAUCAUCAGAGAGUUCACACUGGAGAGAAACCGUACAGCUGUGACCAGUGUGGGAAAACUUUCAGUAGAUCAGAUAAACUAAAAAUCCACCAACGUGUUCAUCAGAUAUUUCACACUGGAGUGAAACCUCACAGGUGUGAACAGUGUGGAACAACUUUCAGUAGAUCAGAUUCCCUAAAAUUCCACCAACGUGUUCACACUGGAGAGAAACCGUACAGGUGUGAACAGUGUGGAAAAACCUUUGCUAAAUCAGGUAAUCUAAAAAUUCACCAACGUGUUCACACUGGAGAGAAACCGUACAGGUGUGAACAGUGUGGGAAAUCUUUCGCUAAAUCGGGUACUCUAGAAAUUCACCAACGUGUUCACAGGGGAGAUAAACCUUACUGGUGUGAACAGUGUGGAAAAACUUUCACUAAAUCAGAUUCCCUAAAAAUCCACGAACGUGUUCACACUGGAGAGAAACCUCACGGGUGUGAACUGUGUGGGAAAACUUUUGCUAAAUCAUCUAAUCUAAAAAUUCACAAACGUGUUCACACUGGGGAAAAACCUCACAGGUGUGAACAGUGUGGGAAAUCUUUCGCUAAAUCAGAUUCCCUAAAAAUCCACGAACGUGUUCACAGGGGAGAUGAACCUUACUGGUGUGAACAGUGUGGAAAAACUUUCACUAAAUCAGAUUCCCUAAAAAUCCACGAACGUGUUCACACUGGAGAAAAAACUCACGGGUGUGAACUGUGUGGGAAAACUUUUGCUAAAUCAUGUAAUCUAAAAAUUCACAAACGUGUUCACACUGGAGAGAAACCGUACUGGUGUGAAGAGUGUGGGAAAACUUUCAGUAGAUCAGGUACUCUAAAAAUUCACCAACGUGUUCACACUGGAGAGAAACCGUACUGGUGUGAAGAGUGUGGAAAAUCUUUCACUACAUCAAGUGACCUAAAAAUCCACCAACGUGUUCACACUGGAGAGAAACCGUACUGGUGUGAACAGUGUGGAAAAACUUUCACUACAUCAGGUGAGCUAAAAAUCCACAAACGUGUUCACACUGGAGAGAAACCGUACUGGUGUGAACAGUGUGGGAAAUUUUUCACUCGGUCAGGUGACCUAAAAAAACACCAACGUGUUCACACUGGAGAGAAACCAUACAGGUGUGAACAGUGUGGAAAAACCUUCACUGCAUCAGAUUCACUAAAAAUCCACCAACGUGUUCACACUGGAGAGAAACCGUACUGGUGUGACCAAUGUGGCAAAUCGUAUGCCGACAGGAGAACCCUUAGACGACACAAAUGCCUCAGUAUGACGGUUUUCACAGAGCCGAGCGAGCUGUUUCCUUCUGCCCUGAAUACAACUACCUGUCAUCGUGUGACUGUGCUGGACUAACGUCAUGUGAUGACAGCUGAGGAAAUUUGAUUUGGAAACAGCUGGAAAGCAUCAGUCCGGACGUUUCUAGCCAUUAGCAAAAUUAACUGCAUUAGUCAGGUUUCACCCAGUAGUGGGCGGUCUCUGCAAUUUUUAUACCACUAUAUGUAGAAUUCAAUUAGUUUGAGACAGUGUCCAGAUUUGGACCUGAAUCCAUCACCAACACUACUUAAUACCCAUACACAUAGGUAAUCAGCUGAAACAAGAGGUGUGGGGGUUUAGUGACUCUUUAAGAAGGCCAUGGGAUGUGGUCAAAAGCUCCCACAAAUAAGUGGUGUGUGAGGCUUGAGUUCAGACUCAUUGAUUACAGAUGAGUUCUCCAAGGUCAAGAAUGAACCUCCGCACUUGAUGAAAUAUUGUUCCUGUGUGCUUCAUACAUAUAUUAUUGUUGUUGAGCUGUAGGUUAAACGUGUUUACAUUAAAUAAUCUGUAUUCUACAUCUAUUAUUUACUUUUACAUCUAUAUUCAUUGAUUUAUUUUCUAUUACUGAAUGUGGUUUUGUUCAGACUGAAACCAAAUCCAAAUCUAGUCGAUGUAAAGAGACGCAGAUUCACUCAGUUGGUCUUCUUUGAAGAAGACUGAAGCUCUCAACGUUGCUCCUGCACCAUCUCCUCUGUGGGAUGUUUGUACUGUUUGCAACAGUUAAUGUGUCCUUGUAAUUAAAACAGAUUUGUGAGCAAUAUUUGAGGGAAAUAGGCCUUUUGUGUACAAAGAGAAAGUCUUAGAUCUUUGAGUUCAGCUCCUGAUGAAUGGGGGCAAAAACUAAAGUGUUUGACAAAACAGUUCCACAAAAACAGCUAACGCUAAUUUCUUUGUCUGCUAAUGAUGUGUCUGCUUACACAGUGAGAUGAGAGCAUUCAUUGAUGAACUGACAGUUAUAAACUUAAUGUGACCACGUGACGGCCAAAGGGGAAACUGUAAUAGAAACUAAUAGAUUUUACCUGUAUGUACUUUUAAUAAUCCUCUAUAUGUCAUUACUUUGUUCUUUGCUCAUCUUAUGUGGUGUUAUAAUUUCCACUAAGUGUACCAGUGUUUUGAUAUAAUGACCUGUGAGAUUGUUUUGUGUCAUGCUUUCCUGUGAGAAAGGAGUUUCCACUGUGGCUCAAGGCUGAGAAAGGCUUUUCUGUUGGACUUAACAUUAAAUGUCUUCUCUGUUUCUCUAAUUUUGGUAUGUGUAUUUGUAUACAGUAUAUUUAGGGAGACCUGAGAACAGCAAAGACAAAGAAACACAAACGCAGGCAGACAGAACAAAAGGACAUACAGCAUCAGAGUCACUACAGAGAUCUAGUAUCUUCAACCAAGUGCAGUUGCCCUUGACUUUAACCUUCGUUGGAUCUGAAGAUGAGUUUCUAUUCCAUCAUCUGGUCUUAUAGAGAUGGUGGUGCAGAGCUUUGUCUCACAUGUUGCUCCAAAAUCUUCCACAGGUGUGAACUGGGUCGAGACCUGGGCUGCAUCUGAAAAGUCAAAAAGAUCUCCUGAAGGAGAAUCCAUAAGGACUUAGGAAAAGACAACCGUGGGUCUGAGAGAAUCCGGCUGCUCUUUUCUAGGCGACGUAACUGUUACUGAUGUGGCCCGACGUUAUGAAACUACAAUGUUCUGAAGAUGGACUACAAAAAGCGCAUCUGUGACAAUGCGCCCUGUGUUUUAAUGCAGGCCAUCUAAAGGUGGACAAUAUGAUGGAAAACAGGCUAUUACUCCAUAACUAAGGUAGCAAAAAACCCUAAAGGUUACCAGUCACCAAAUAAUCAGGGAUGGGAUUUUCCCGGAUUAAUCCGGAAUUCCGGAUUUCCCAACCUGAAAAUCUGACCCACGUGAAUCAUAUUGUUGCUUGUUACAGGCUGUGUCUAAUGUUUACUUUGACUUUGAUGUCGAUUGAUCACUCAUAUAGCCUGUAUACACUUUACUGUGUGAAUGGUUGGUCGCUUUUUAAGGCGUCAUUAUGUUAAAGGUUUUUGGAACGUUAUAAAUUAAUUUCUUGUAAAUAGUUGUGACGUGGUUCAUAUAAGGCCUUUUCAGAUGGCUUGGAUCUGCGGGGGCGCUCUGCACUCCUGAUCAACAGACAGGCGCUCCGCGAGGUAUCCAUGGCAAUGGCUUCUGUGUAACUGGUCAGUCAGGCCACCAGGUCUUAAACAGGCAACAACCUCAGCUGCUGUCUCUUAGUCAUUAAAAGUCAUCUCCUCAACCAG
This is a messenger RNA of Micropterus dolomieu (smallmouth bass), 3716 nucleotides long. Its product is annotated as zinc finger protein 226-like. The record is from RefSeq and is a predicted model, not a curated record. The transcript has 2 exons. Lineage: Eukaryota; Metazoa; Chordata; Actinopteri; Centrarchiformes; Centrarchidae. Bases 1 to 1491 code for a protein of 496 amino acids. Gene Ontology annotation, molecular function: DNA-binding transcription factor activity; RNA polymerase II cis-regulatory region sequence-specific DNA binding. Gene Ontology annotation, biological process: regulation of transcription by RNA polymerase II.